CAGACGGCGGCGAACGAGCACAAAAAGGAGGAAAAAACUCCAACGAAAAACCCUGCCGGGAAGCGGCUUUAUUUUACAUUUUCACACCCUUCGAUCCUUCCCCGAGCCACCGGUAACGGUGAACAAACCCCCUGGACAUCGCGAAACACGUAAGGAUGGUGCGGUCGAAGCAGCUCGUGUGGCCCUCCGCGGCCCUCUUCUGUGGCCUUGCGCUCGUUCUCCAGAUCGUGCCGACCACCGGAACCAAAUCGCAGGUUAUCGAACUGGACGAAUCCAACUGGGACCGUAUGCUAACGGAUGAGUGGCUUGUUGAGUUCUACGCCCCAUGGUGCCCUGCGUGCAAGAGCCUAGCGCCCAUCUGGGACGAUCUAUCGACCUGGUCAGACGAUCUGAACAUCAAAACGGGCAAAGUGGACGUGACGUCAUCGCCCGGAUUGAGCGGCCGGUUCUUCGUGACUGCGCUGCCAACGAUUUUCCACGUAAUCAACGGUGAAUUCCGCCAGUACAAGGGACCGCGCGAUCUCAACUCCUUCAUGACGUUCGUCGAGGAGAAGAAAUGGAAAUCUCUCGAGCUCGUCUCGGCCUGGCGCAAUCCGGACUCAAUUCAGAUGUCGCUUGUAUCGCAGUUCUUCAAGCUUUCACACUUCCUGAAAGAGUUGAACACAAUGCUGCUGAAGGACUACGGCCUGCCCGUCUGGGGAUCCUAUGCGCUGUUCGGUAUCGGAACCAUCCUGUUGGGUGCCAUUUUUGGGCUGUUUUUGGUUUGCAUCAUCGACUGUCUGUUCCCACCAAAAUCUGGUCAACGGCAAAGCUUCUCGGAGCAUAAGCAGAAGGUACGGGCCGAAAAGGUGCCGGAAGAGUUGCGCGGUGACGAAUUGGUAGAUGAAAACGAAGAAAAGCGAUUGGUAGAAGACGUGACGCAGGAAGAUGACGAAGAGGAAGAGGAUGAGGAUGACGCGGAUAAGGAUACGUCGGAAGGCGAAAAGUACUCGGGCAGUGAUGAUUCCGAUGACGAGGUCGACCGUGCAGAAGAAGAUGAAGAAGAAGAAGCCGAAGCACCACCAGCAGAGCCCGCACCGGAGAAACCGGUGGCCCAAGAUGCGAAGAAGGAGAAGACCAACACAACCAGCCCAGACGUACGGAAACGCAAGCCUAGAAAGGCCGACUAAACCGAGAACUCGACUGCGCUUUUUCGGUUUACUUUACUUAUAACUCCUCCAUUCGUCUUUUCCUAAAUUUUUCGCAUUUAAUCCAUACUAUUCCAAUACUUUUCACAUUCUUCUUCUUUACUGCGUUUCAUGUUAUGCUUAAAUACCACGCUUGUUUUCCACCAAAAAGAAAGGGAUCGACCGUUUUGGCGUGAAGAGUUUGUCUUUUGUACAUUUAGCUACUAACGGAAGGAACCCAAGUGUGGGGCAAGUGUAGGGCUGUGCGUGCGUCGUCGCAACGGUUUGAGCGUGCGAGCUAGGCUAGAGGAGGAGAUCGUAACUUUCUGACGUGGCACCUUUGUGGGCAUUUUGCGAUCAAAACAGGCAGUUGAUAAAAGGCUCGAAGGAACUUUUAAAAUCUCAAACGUGUUUGACUGGCUCCCGAAAUCAUGCUGAUCAGAAAAGAAAACGGAGACGGAAAGGAUAGCGAAAUAACGACCGAAAGAAUGAGAGCCGACGAUAGGAUAAGUUAAUGCGUAAAGCUAAUAAAGUAACGACACAAACACACUCGCUGAUCAAUUCUUAAU
Anopheles darlingi is the source of this 1735-nucleotide messenger RNA. RefSeq names its product thioredoxin-related transmembrane protein 1-like. The record is from RefSeq and is a predicted model, not a curated record. Bases 156 to 1169 code for a protein of 337 amino acids. The transcript is spliced from 3 exons. NCBI's taxonomy places the organism in Eukaryota, Metazoa, Arthropoda, Insecta, Diptera, Culicidae.